UGACCCGCAUGGGCCUUCUGCAAUGGCUGAGACACAGCCCGCCCAAUCCAUCGAAGAACAGCCCAAUUCUCUCACCCGCUAAACCAGACCAAAAUAAUUCAUCAUCCUGGGUAUCCAUUCGAAUCCGAAUUAACUUUGUCAGAGUAAACCCGGCCAAUAUGAUUUUGGGGUGGGUUUUCACUUUUCUCCAAAUUUGACAAGAAGUGUAAUGAGUUUGACGAAGUUUUUGUAUUUUAAAUAUAUGCACUGAACCCACCGACCAUGUGUUAUAAUUAUGACUCUCUUAAACAUUUUCUUCCCAUCCAUAACUCUCAAACAUUUAAUCAUUUCAUAUACCUCAAAUCCUUCUCAUUUUGUCUCACUUUUACAAAUAAUGACAAGAAAAAUUAGAUUGCAUCAACUUUAUAUAUGAUUCUCACAAAAAAAAAAAAAACUUCAUAUAGGAUUGUUGGGAGUGCAGGUUGACUUUGGUAUGUCAUAUUACAUCUAUGCAUAGUUUUAGUGGUGGAGUCAUAAAUUCAAAAAAGGGAGGGUGACUCGAAUUGUUGUAAUUGAGGGAAGAGGGACUAAAACCUUACAAACUAUUUUAAUUUCUAAAUUAUUCAAAAUUUACAUGUAAUUUUACUUAUAUUUCAUAAAUCUCUUCAGCCUACCUUCACCGCUGAUAAUUUUUAUUUAUGACCUGGUUACGAUUUUAAAACGAGAUGGUAUUUAGCAAAAUCGGUUGAAGCUCUCCAAAAGCCCACACGCAUCCACUAGCUAGAUACGUAGCAUGCUGCUAGCUAGGUUGUUGAAGAGAUCAAUAUCGUUUCCGCAUCUGCAAUGUCCUUACACAAAUACCUCCCUCUUCAUACUGCCCAAAACCUAGAGGUCUCCACUUCUUCUUCUUCUUCCUAUAAAAACCAUCUAAUCACACUCCCCUUUGCCCAAUCAUCCUUCGCCAACUCACACAAAACCACAAAGAAGCCAGAAAAAGGGGAUCAAAAUGGAGAGCAAGAGAAGCUGCAGGUGGCAAGCAGCAGCUAGUCGGAUGAUGAUGAUGGGAGCAGUGGUGCUCUCACUGGUGGCCGCCGCUACGGCGGAGGCUGGUCCAUCAACAAGUGAAGGCGGAACUGGGUGGGCAUGGGCAGGUCAUGGAGUAGCAUUAACAAGGCCGAGUGCGGCAUGCACGGGAUGUUACCGAGGAUGUUUCAGCGAGUGCAUGGCGGACAAAGGUGACCAGCUCAAUACUAUCGACCCUUUCGUCUGUUCGGCGGAGUGCUUUGUCCACUGCAUCUUCUCCUUCUACAUGCCUCCUCUCAGCGCGCACACACUUUGCACCGCCGGCUGCUCCGUCUCCAGAUGCUCCAAGUUCAGCUACAUCGGUCACCCCAAUACGGGUGAAGUUGGGAGCUGCAUGGAUGCUUGCUCCAUCGGCUGCACUGAGAAACAUGAUAAGUUUCCCUAAUUUGUUCGCCAGCGAAUACAAGAUGGAAAGCGGAUCGAUGCCGCCGUCGGAGGGUGCAUGCUUAAUUUAUUUAUUUGUAGCAAGAAUAAAAGUUUGUUUGGGGUAGUUGAUAUUUAUAAUAUGAUCACAAAGAAAUCAUGUUUAUAAUAAGGAAUAAUUGGAGCAUUAAAUAUUGUAUAUAUAUUCGGAAGUAUUUUAUGGAUUUUAGGUAUUCAUAUGUAUACAUAAAAAUUUGAAAUACUAACAUAACGAGAAUACCAAUAUCUAUAUAUUUCUCUGUGAUUAAUGUUUACUUUUUCACCUUUAAGUGUUGCAUACUUGUAUCGUGGAGUAAAAGAAGAUCGGACAAUGAUCUGUACAACGUCUUAAACCGGGAUAUAAAAUCAAACCCUAUUAAACAAGGGAACAAAGAUAUGGUCUUUUCUCGACCAAUAAGGUAGAUCAAAUAACUGAAAAUAUCAUCGAAGAUCAUUGAUGUGUCUGCAAAAAUGACCACACCACGGGCAUCCAAAAGAAACGUCUAGUGAACUUUAUCGAUAACAUAUUUUGCAUCACAACUCGUAACACCAUGUAUCACCCACCAUCGAAUCGCCUCCAUAAGCGCCAGAAAGGCAGUGGCGGAUCCAGGGGGUAGCCACCCCGGGCCAGCCCUCUCUGGAUCCAUAGUUAGUAUAGGCCUUAUGAAUUUUUCGAUUUUAGAUAUUCGGGUCGUUGUUAUUUUAAAAUAAGAUUGGGUAUAAUUA
Messenger RNA from Linum trigynum, 2190 nucleotides. NCBI's taxonomy places the organism in Eukaryota, Viridiplantae, Streptophyta, Magnoliopsida, Malpighiales, Linaceae. The record is from the annotation of a GenBank genome assembly.